Colletotrichum phormii is the source of this 395-nucleotide messenger RNA. RefSeq lists its product as uncharacterized. NCBI's taxonomy places the organism in Eukaryota, Fungi, Ascomycota, Sordariomycetes, Glomerellales, Glomerellaceae. Gene Ontology annotation, biological process: regulation of DNA-templated transcription. Gene Ontology annotation, molecular function: zinc ion binding; DNA-binding transcription factor activity, RNA polymerase II-specific. Bases 60 to 287 code for a protein of 75 amino acids. Gene Ontology annotation, cellular component: nucleus. The transcript has 3 exons. The record is from RefSeq and is a predicted model, not a curated record.
UCCUCUUUCAACGUUCACCAAAAGUCCCAAAACCUCUGCGCUUUCGUGCUCUUAUCAAAAUGGAGACGGAAAUCCCCACUACAGCCGUUGGAUCCUCGGACAACCCGAACUCUGGUAACAAUCUCAAGAGGAAGCGAAGGCCUCGGGCGCCGAUAGCUUGUGGUACAUGUCGAGCUCGUAAAGUAAAGUGUGAUGGUAGUUCGCCAUGCUCCAACUGUGUUCGACACGAAUUCUCGUGCUCAUACAAAGAAGGACCGGAAGACUCGUUUGUAAUAAGACCAGAAUGAGUCCUGAUUGGGGCUAACUCAUCCCACAGACCGAGUAAGAGGUCAUCCUCAUACGAUCCCACCGGCCGCCUGCAACAACGUUUGCAGCCUCAACCUCAGCUGAUACCC